Molecule: messenger RNA, 2523 nt
Organism: Tachyglossus aculeatus (Australian echidna)
Lineage: Eukaryota; Metazoa; Chordata; Mammalia; Monotremata; Tachyglossidae
Product: steroid transmembrane transporter SLC22A24-like
Exons: 10
Coding region: 361-2031 (556 amino acids)
Biological process (GO): transmembrane transport
Cellular component (GO): membrane
Molecular function (GO): transmembrane transporter activity
Source: RefSeq, a predicted model, not a curated record
CCUUGUCUCACUCUCCGUUCCUCUGAGACUGGUCAUGGGCAGAAGACGAGGGCCCACGCCCAGCAUAGGAGUUUCUGAGUCUGGCUGUUCCGCGGGAGAAUGUGAGUAGCUGAAAAGUUCUCCCUGAAAACAACAGAGGAAAGCAGUGAUCAAGGGCCUGGGGCCAACAUUCUCCCUCCCUCCAAUCACUUUGCUCCGGUUGGAAGUAAAAGACAGCAUAAGAGCGAGUCUCCAACUUAGUACCGCUGGACCUUAGGACCAGGACACGGUGCUUUUCUCAAUUCUCUUGAGCCGACUUAGACCCGCGAUCUCUCCAGCAGUGCUCCCGACCAGCAGAGCCUGCCUCUCCGGGCAGGCGCCAUGGGUUUUGAUGAUCUGCUGGAUCAGGUUGGAGGUGUGGGAAAAUUCCAGGUUAUCCAGUUUGCUUUCCUCGCCAUUCCCAUCUGUUUCACCACCCCACAGCUCCUGCUGGAGAAUUUCUCCGGGGCCAUUCCUGCCCACCGCUGUCGAAUCCCUCUCCUGGACAACCACACUGAUUCCUCUGGAGUCCUAGGGAAUCUGAGUGCAGAAGACCUGCUGAAAAUUUCCAUUCCCCUGGACCAGAACCAGGAGCUCGAGAAGUGCUUCCGGUUCUCCCAAACCCAGUGGCCACUCUUAACCGAGAAUGGGACAGGCCCACGGCCCCACGAGCCAGCCACCGAGCCCUGCGAGGACGGCUGGGUGUAUGACCAGAGCGCUUUUGCCUCCACCUUCGUGACCGAGUGGGACCUUGUGUGUGAACUGCUACCUCAGAAGGCAAUGUCUCAGUCUAUUUACAUGGCGGGGAUUCUGCUGGGAAGCAUCGUCUGUGGCCACGUUUCGGAUAGGUUCGGACGAAAGUCUGUGCUGAUCUGGGCCUAUCUGCAGCUGGGGAUGGCCAGUACCGGCGUUGCUUUCUCACCCACAUUGACUAUUUACCGCCUGCUCCGCUUCCUGUCGGCCUUUGCCUUGGCUGGGAUCAUGAUCAACACGGGGUCUCUCAUUCUGGAAUGGAUUCCAACUGUAUCCCGGGCCUUCUUCAUGAUGAUGUUUGUAGCCUGCUACAGUGUGGGCCACUUGGUGCUGGCUGGAUUCGCAUAUGCCAUCAGAGACUGGCGCAGCCUCCAGGUGGCUGUGUCUGUGCCCUUCUUUGCCAUCUUCUUGUAUUCCUGGGGGUAUGCAGAAUCCGCUCGAUGGCUCAGCGUGGCAGGGAAGCCGGGCCAAGCACUGAAGGAGCUCAGGAAAGUUGCCUGGAUAAAUGGGAAAGCAAAUGCAAAAAGCUGCCUGACAAUAGAGGUGCUGAGGUCCCUCUCGCAGGAUGAGCUGACAGCAGCGAAAUCCCAUUAUACUGUGAUCGACUUGUUCCGCCUGCCCGCCCUGCGCCGGAUCUCCUGCUGCAUCACCUUGGCAUCGUUUGCAGUCACCUUUUCCUUCUAUGGCCAGUCCUUGAACCUGCAGGACCUCGGCGGCAACGUGUUCCUGACCCAGACGCUGUUCGGCUCAGUCGACGUUCUGGCCAAGGUCGUGGCCUACGUCUUCGUGAACCACCUCAGCCGGCGCACGACUCUUUCAGUGUUCAUGGUCCUGGCUGGGCUUUCCCUCCUGGCCAACAUCUUUGUGUCUGCAGACCAGCCGGGCCUGCGCGUGGGAUUUGCUGUAAUUGGAAUUGGGUUUCUGGGAACGGCGGUCAGCUGCAUCACCCUGUGUGUGGGUGAGCUGUACCCCACUGUGCUCAGGCAGACGAGCAUCGGGCUGGACCACGUUUCGAGGCGCGUCGGAGGCAUCCUGGCCCCUCUCUGGAGAAUAAUGGGGGGACAUUUCUCACUUCUCCCCACAAUUUUCUACGGAGCCAUCCCCAUCACUGCUGGAAUAGGGGUCCUCUUCCUCCCUGAGACCCAAAACCAGCCACUGCCGGACACCAUCCAGGAUGUGGAGGACUGGAAAAGCUCCCGGCAACAGCGACUUCAAGAUCCCGAGAAGGAAGACUUCUCUGUCAAAAUCACACAGUUUUAGGCCUGUGUGCUGGUGCCAGGGAAAGGAAUGGAAAAUCAGACAGGUUCCAUCUCCUCCCCCACAUCCCGUGGUAGGGUCGGAAAUGGGGGUGGAGGGAGCCGGUGUGCCCCCUGCUCCCCAUCUCCUUGUCUUCCUCCAUCCCUCUCCUCACUCUUGGAGAAAUAUUCUCUUGCCUCUCCCUGCCUCGCUUCUCCCAAGACAUAUUCUAAUUCCCUCGUUGCUGCAGCUGUCCCAAACCUCAGCACAAAGAAAGAGACCUACCGCUCCUUAUCAGGCCUUUCCUUAAUGUCCAUCUCCCUGUCACCCCCCUUCUUUCUUCUCCCUUCCCCAUCUUCUCCCUAUAUCUCCUUCCCUCUCCCCCCAUUCCCCUGGUCUGUUUUUAUCUGGUGGGCCGUAGUGAUCACAUACUCAAGUUGGAGCUGUAAAUGGUUUUCAUUGCCAUGCUAUUGAUGUCGAUAGCGCUGAUCAGUAAAACAUGGUCCUUUCAACACU